AUGGAGAGCAAAAGGUGUAUUGGGAAGUACCAGCUCGGCAAGACGCUCGGCGCGGGCAAUUUCUCCAAAGUGAAGAUGGGCACUGACAUGGAAACAGGGGAGAAGUGGGCUAUCAAAAUCAUAGACAAGGAGCAGCUUGUGCGCGAACACAUGGAGGAGCAGCUGAAGCGCGAGAUUGCCGUCAUGAAAUUGCUGCGCCAGCCCAAUAUUAUUCAGCUGCGUGAGGUGUUGCAGACGACGAAUCAUGUAUUUCUCGUUCUGGAGCUCGUCUCGGGCGGCGAGCUCUUCGAUAAGAUCGCCCGCGAGAAGCGCUUCAACGAGGCGACGGCGCGCCACUACUUCCACCAACUCAUCGCCGGUGUCCACUGCUGCCAUUGCUGCGGCAUUGCCCACCGCGACCUUAAGCCGGAGAACCUGCUGCUGGACUCAAACGGCACGCUGAAGAUCUCUGACUUUGGGCUCAGCAACCUUCACCGCACCACUGUGGGCGGGCCGGGCACGAUGCUGCAGACCGUCUGCGGCACCCCGAACUAUGUCGCGCCGGAAGUGCUGAAGGAGCGCGGCUACAAUGGCGCCCUGGCAGACAUAUGGAGCUGCGGCGUCGUGCUGUAUGUGAUGAUGGCUGGUUACUUGCCCUUUGAUGAUGAGAAUAUCAACGCACUUUUCACGAAGAUUGAGCGUGGAGAGUACCGCAUUCCACGACACUUUUCGCCGGGCGCGUGCGACAUCAUUUCGAAGAUGCUGACAGUAGACCCCAACAGGCGCAUAACGAUGGAGCAGAUCUUGCACCACCCGUGGUUUAUUGUGGAUUGGAACCCGGCGAUGCUGGAGAUGGAUCCCAACGUAGGGGUGUCAGCGGACCAGAUGCGCGACGCCAUUCAGGACGUGGCGUAA
Molecule: messenger RNA, 894 nt
Organism: Trypanosoma grayi
Lineage: Eukaryota; Euglenozoa; Kinetoplastea; Trypanosomatida; Trypanosomatidae
Product: serine/threonine protein kinase
Exons: 1
Coding region: 1-894 (297 amino acids)
Biological process (GO): protein phosphorylation
Molecular function (GO): protein kinase activity; ATP binding
Source: RefSeq, a predicted model, not a curated record